Alternaria ethzedia is the source of this 1605-nucleotide messenger RNA. RefSeq lists its product as uncharacterized. Gene Ontology annotation, biological process: transmembrane transport; carbohydrate transport. The transcript has a single exon. NCBI's taxonomy places the organism in Eukaryota, Fungi, Ascomycota, Dothideomycetes, Pleosporales, Pleosporaceae. Gene Ontology annotation, molecular function: carbohydrate:proton symporter activity. Bases 1 to 1605 code for a protein of 534 amino acids. Gene Ontology annotation, cellular component: membrane. The record is from RefSeq and is a predicted model, not a curated record.
AUGGCAGACAUGGACGAAAAGGCCGCGACCAUGGAACACCACGAGGUUACCUUCGACCAGGCCAAAGCGGCUGCCGACGAGGAACACGAGAUGACGUUGAUGCUAGCCAUCCGCAAGUACCCCAAAGCUGUGCUCUGGUCGGUAUUGCUAUCCACCUGCAUCAUCAUGGAAGGAUACGACAUCGUCCUGAUGAGCUCGUUCUUCGCACAGCCGUCCUUCUCGCGCAAAUACGGAGAGUUCAAUCAACGCACUCAGACGUAUGAGAUAACAGCAUCGUGGCAGAAUGGACUCAGCAAUGCUGUGAGCGUGGGCACCAUCAUCGGCGCAUUUGCGAAUGGGUACUUUAUCCAUCGAUUUGGGUACCGUCCUGUUUUGCUGGUAUCGCUUGCCUCUAUCUGCGCGCUGAUCUUCAUCUCUUUCUUCGCGCCCAACGCCCCCGUCCUCCUCGUCGGUCAGUUCCUCUGCGGUAUACCCUGGGGUGUCUUCGCGACCAUGGCGCCUGCCUACGCCAGCGAGGUGUGUCCGCUAGCUCUGCGAGGCUACCUCACCGUAUACGUCAAUCUUUGUUGGGCAUUUGGGCAACUCAUCUCCGCUGGAGUGCAGUCGGCAUUCUCAGGCAACAACACACAAUGGGCAUACCGGAUACCCUUUGCCAUCCAAUGGGCAUGGCCUAUCCCACUGUUUGCGAUCCUCUGGAUGGCACCCGAGUCCCCAUGGUACCACGUUCGUACCGGCAACCUCGAACUGGCCGAGCAGAUGCUUAUCCGUCUUGGGUCUGUCUCCCAACGUGAUAUGGCUAAGCAAAAGGUCGCGAUGAUGGUUCGCACGAAUGAACUAGAGAAGUCACUUGAGGAAAACACAUCCUACCUUCAAUGCUUCAAGGGCAUCGACCGCCGUCGAACGGAAAUCGCGUGCAUGGUUUUCGCCGCACAGCCCAUCUGUGGCUCGGUCAUGGGCGGCACUCCCACGUAUUUCUUCGUCCAAGCAGGCGUUUCAACCUCUAUCUCUUUCAAGAUGUCCGUCGGCGGUCUCGGCAUGGCAUCAGUCGGCACACUAAUCUCCUGGGUCCUCAUGAGCUACAUCGGCCGUCGAAAGCUUUACCUCUGGGGCCUCGGUGGUCUAGCAGCCAUCCUUUUCAUCGUAGGGUUCAUCAGUGUAGGCGCCGGCGACUCGUCCGGCGGCAACUACGCCCAAGCUGCUAUGAUGAUCAUCUGGCUUUUCUGGUACUACAUGACCGUCGGACCCAUCUGCUAUGCCAUUGUCGGAGAAGUCUCGUCCACGCGUCUUCGCAGCAAGAGUGUGUGUCUGGCCCGCAUCAGCUACUACAUCGCGCAGAUCCUCACCAACGUGAUCAACCCGUAUAUGUUGAACCCCACUGCUGGUGAUUGGAAGGGCAAGACGGGCUUCUUCUGGGGUGGAGGCGCGUUGAUCUUUUUCGUUUGGACGUUCUUCCGUCUUCCGGAGACGAAGGGCAGGACGUACGAGGAGUUGGAUAUUAUGUUUGCUGAGGGGUUGCCUGCGAGGGCGUUCGCGAAACAUAGUAUUGAUGCUUAUGCGUAUGCGCAUGGGGAUGAGGGUGAUCGUAAGGUCAAGACUGUGGAGUGA